AUGUCGUCUGGCAAUGUACUCGAUCAAACAUCAACAACAAAUUCUGGUACAUCUUCAACUUCAUCAAAUAAUUUAACUAAUAACAAUAAUACAAAUUCAAACAAUAAUAAUGCAGCUAAUAAUAAUGGUACAUCUUUUCAACCUGUACGUAAUAAUUCUGAUAAUAUGGGACAUACAUUUGAAAAUUCUAUGCAAAUGUUUGCUAUGAAACAACAACCAAUGGCAUCACCAAUUACAGGAACAAUAUAUACAGGUCCACCAGCAAAAUAUUUAAGUAAUGGUAGUAUGAAUAGCAAUGGUUAUGCAACAGGUGGACCUAUGAGACCAAUGUUACCACCACAACAACAGAAUAGAUAUGGUUCAUAUAAUGGAAAUAAUAAUAAUAAUUAUAAUAGUGGACCAUCAAUGCAACAACAACAACGUCGACAAAAUAAUACUGGCGUUGAUAAUGCAACAAAUGAUUCAGUCAAUACAAGAAAAGUAUUUGUUGGUGGUCUCAGUCCAGAUACAAAGAUGGAACAUCUUUGUGAAUAUUUUGCUAAAUUUGGCAAUGUAGAAAGUGCUACUGUUAAGUUUGAUAAAUCAGGUCGUUCAAAAGGUUUUGGUUUUGUUCUUUUUGAAGAUCGUGAUUCAACAGAUAAAGUUUAUUCCCAAGAUUUACAUGUAAUUCAGGGUAAACGUGUUGAUACAAAAUCGGCACAUCGUCGUGAUCAAGCACUUGCACGUAAAGUAUUUGUUGGUGGUUUAGAUACAGAAGUAACUGAUACUGAAUUACGUGAAUAUUUUUCAAAGUUUGGAAAAAUCGCUCAAAUUGAAGCACCAAUGGAUAAAGUUAAACAGAAACGACGUCCAUUUUGUUUUAUUCUUUUUGAAAAUGAACAAAGUGCUGAAGAAGUUCUUAAACAACCACGUCAUACAUUAGCUGGAAAAUCUAUUGAUUGUAAACGAGCUAAUCCAAAAACUACAGAAAAUAAUCAACAAAAUAAUAAUGCAAACAAUCCUAUGCAUGCACCAUUAACACAUUAUAAUAUGCCUGGAUUAAAUCAAAAUCCAUUUCAAUAUCAACAACAACAACGUUCACAACAACCACCAUCACAUCAACAAUUACAAUAUCCACAAGCAGCACUAGCUGCUCAACAACAACAUUAUCCAUUUUAUAAUUCAUCAUCACUUGGAAUUUCAUCAGCUCAACAACAUCAACAAGCUAGUCAACAAGGACAAAAUCGCUCGCAAACAAAUCGACAACAAUUACCGUCGAAUAGUCAAGGACUUGCUCAACCAUGGUCACCAAUGAGUCCAGCUCAAUGGCCAAACACAAAUUAUGCGGAUCCUCGUUCAUAUAGUUCUUAUGGUCCUUCAUCAGCAUCUGGAUCAAAUGCUACUUGGCAAGUUGCUCCUCCUCCACAAGGUAAUUCUUAUGGACAAGGUCGAACACCAUCAGCUGGUCCAUCAGGUAAUCCAGCAAAUGCAGCUGUAGGUCCACCACAAACUCAAGCACCAUUUGGUGGGGCUAAUUCCAAUACGGCUCAAUAUUCUUAUGCCGGUUGGAGUUUUAGUCAACCACAAGGUUCACAAGGUCCACCAUCAGCUGGACCACCACCAAAUCAAUAUAGUUAUGGAGCUGAUUCAACGAAUGGUCCACCAAGUGCAUUUGCAUAUCAAGCACCAACAGGUUAUGAUCAUUUCUCGUCCGAUUCGGCACCUCCAUCCAAUUACAGUCGUUGA
Messenger RNA from Rotaria sp. Silwood1, 1725 nucleotides. The record is from the annotation of a GenBank genome assembly. Lineage: Eukaryota; Metazoa; Rotifera; Eurotatoria; Philodinida; Philodinidae.